Molecule: messenger RNA, 831 nt
Organism: Moneuplotes crassus
Lineage: Eukaryota; Ciliophora; Spirotrichea; Euplotida; Euplotidae
Source: the annotation of a GenBank genome assembly
UAAAAAUGGUUAAGAUCGAUGAUGCGAACAAUUAUUUGUUCCAAAUUGCUUAUGGAUUCCAACUCCUAGCACUCAUUCAGGCACAUGGAAAGAUAGGAAUGAUUGGGCUAUUGAUGUAUGUAUGCAGCAUCAUAGCAUCAACAUUCUUCAUACUCUGGGCGGUUUUGGAGUUAGACAUUGCGGGAGGUGUACUUUUGUGGAACGCUGGAAUAAUCUUCUUCAACUUAAUUGCGAUAUUGAUCAUCCUUAUCAGAUGUUGAGGUAGGAAUAAACUCUCGUCUGAAUAUAAACAGAUCUAUCAGGAUCACUUCCAAGAAUAUCUUACCAAGCCCCAGUUCAAGAAACUGAUGAGCUAUGCAGGCCAAAGAGAGAGGAACGAUUCUGACGAGGUUAUCAUUGAAGAAAACCAACAGUUUAGAUAUCUCUAUUUUGUUAGUUACAAAGGCAAGAAAUCCGAUCUUUCCGUACUCCAUGAGGGCAACUUCAUAAGAGAAGUUGAGGAAGGGGACUUUCUAUGUAUGUACGAAUGUCAUCACUACCUUCUUGAACAGAAACUUAAGGCAGAAGCCGGUGAGAAACUUGCUGAAAGAGCUGAUGAUUAUCGCGAACAACAGACAACCACUUUUAGUGUCCGUUUAAACGGUGGUGAAAGAGAUGACAGUCGAGUUACAUUUUAUAAAUGGAAAAAAGAUGAUCUUAGAAACCUCAACAACACUCCUGAAGGCAGGGAAAUAUUCAACGCUGUUUACUCCAAGUGGCUGGUUCAAACAAUUGGCACUCCUGCUGAGGAUGGCCAAGACAUUUAACCUAGAUGCAAUAUAAUUUUCAACG